Drosophila grimshawi is the source of this 748-nucleotide messenger RNA. RefSeq names its product nucleoside-triphosphatase THEP1. NCBI's taxonomy places the organism in Eukaryota, Metazoa, Arthropoda, Insecta, Diptera, Drosophilidae. The coding region runs from base 73 to 717 and encodes 214 amino acids. Gene Ontology annotation, molecular function: ATP hydrolysis activity. The record is from RefSeq and is a predicted model, not a curated record. The transcript is spliced from 2 exons.
UUUACUGCACAAAACGUGGAGCAAUAAUUUAUCGAUACAUUUGUAUAAGCGCUAUAUUGGUUGAGCAGCGGCAUGGAAAAAUACAAAGUAACGACUUUUUUGAUAACUGGACAACCAGGAGUCGGCAAGACAACAUUGGUUCGUAAAAUAAUCGCCAAACUGGGCGGCGACAACAAACUUGCCGGUUUUUACACAGAAGAGGUGCGAACGAAUGGACAGCGGAUUGGAUUCGACGUGGUUACUGUGAGCGGUACUCGAGGCAUUUUGGCUCGCGAGAAUCCACUGGAUAAUCAACGUCGACCAAAGGUGGGCAAAUACGCAGUGUAUGUGCAGGAUUUUGAGAAUGUGACGCUGCCACUUCUGCAACUGGCACCCCAUUCACAGCAGCUGCUGAUUAUUGAUGAAAUCGGAAAAAUGGAGUUGCUGAGCCAUCGAUUUGAAUCUGCCAUCAAUGAGCUGAUGCGGCAGAAACAGCUCAUUCUAGCAACUAUUCCCUCACAAACCAGACAACCGAUGCCGAUUGUUGAACGACUGAGAAAUGCACCGGAUUCUUUUAUUUACCAGGUGACCAAAGCCAAUCGCGAUGCCCUUACCGACGAUAUUACAGAGCAUGUUCGAAAAACGCUAUUUAUGAGAAAAAAUAUCUUUCCUUUCACUUGUAUAAAACCAAGCAAACAUACAUUGAGCAGUAGCAGUUUGGGCCCAAGUCAAGAAUAACGAUAGAAAAAUUAAAACAUUUUUUGUUAAA